Molecule: messenger RNA, 1336 nt
Organism: Tachysurus vachellii
Lineage: Eukaryota; Metazoa; Chordata; Actinopteri; Siluriformes; Bagridae
Gene: fancf
Product: FA complementation group F
Exons: 2
Coding region: 143-1159 (338 amino acids)
Biological process (GO): interstrand cross-link repair
Cellular component (GO): Fanconi anaemia nuclear complex
Source: RefSeq, a predicted model, not a curated record
AGCUUCGCUGUGCCAUCGCACUACUCCCUGCGCCGCGCGCUGCAACCGGGACACCAAGAACACACGAAUCGAUCUUUUUAACCGACUCUUUGAUUCAGUAGAAUCGACUCUCCAGCGUGAAGAAUGGAAUUCACUUUUUACCAUGGAGGCUGUUCUGAACAACCUGGAAAGCACCGUGGAGCUGUUGGCUGUUACUCAGACUGAAACGGUGACUGAGUGGGACGGUGAGACAGUGGACAGGGCAUUUCAGUGGGCACAAUACUGUGAACAUCUUCACACACGUUUCCACACAAACCCCUCAGUCCGUGGCGCUUUAGAGAGCCGUCUACACGUGACUAACCAGCUGCUCGCGCACACUUUCACCGGUUACCGGUGUGUGACUCUGUCCGAUCUCGCGCAGUGUAGCCACAGGCUGCUUAUUGGUCUGUUGAAAAACCCUGCGACUCCUCACCCUGUUAUCAAAUCACUUUUGGACAAGUUUGGACUGGCUGAAGAUGCUGUAGGUGAUCAGCGUGCAGAUACACGUGGCCUCAACACGUGCAAGUCAGCUUGUAAACUCCUGGGCGACUUUACACUGAACCGGAAGAGUGAUUUUGGCCUCUCUGCUGGUACCCACGUUCAUGGUAUGAUGCUCCUACAGCGCAUUCAGGUCAUACUGAGCCACCCAUGCAACCUGGAAUAUGCUAAUAAAUUACUGGAUUGUUUGCUGGAGGACAGUAGAGAAGGACAGGACGGCUUUUUGACACUUAUAGCAGCUGCCCUCCUGUCAACAGACACCACAAGUACAGCCCAAGACUUUCUUCUUGACUGGUUAGAAGGACACGAUGUCUUGCGGCACAGGAUGUGUCAGUCUUUACCUCCUGAAUUGUGCACCAGACUUUCUCAACAAUGGCCAAAAUUUAGGCUUGCUUAUUGGGACAGUUUAAAAAAGUCGGCCUCCUUCUUGGAGUAUGACGUGACCAAUGGAUUAUGGAGACAACCUUGUGACACUGAAGCAUCAUUUCUGACACUCAUGAACAGGGUUAAAUCCUUAUGGAGCUCUGGUUCACCUUUAAAAGAUGAAACUGAAGAACAGUUGCUUGCCCUUAAACAGGCUGAUGGGGACUUUGAGGUCAAGGGACUGAGUGUGUGGACGGACCUGCUUGUACAGCUCAAUUAAAAGCUGUCUUUUUCUCUCUUGCUGCAUGCAAAAAUGUAGUCAGUGUUGUGGAUAGAUAGCAGACAGGGGGAGACAGUGCUCUUUAACAGAUCUACACAGCUGCAGUAUUACAAAUUAGCUGCAACAACAGCACAUACUGUAAUCUCCACUGCGUAUUAAAAUGUAAUAAAAGAUCAA